UUUCUUUUUUCGUUCUACUUGAUUAUUGUUGGGAAAAGCUCCGUGGCCGAAAACUUUGGGGGAAAAUGGGAAAAGUAAUAAGCGUAAAGACGUUAACCGUGCAUCCGCUGGCGAGAUAAGGGGAGACAGCGAAAAGGUUUUGCAUGUUUUCUCCCUGGAGCGGUUCUCAAACUGACAAUGGUGUCGAAGGAGGAAAACACGAAGAUGUUCUCGCAAUUCCAUUGAAAGCUAAUUUACUCAUGGAGAAAAGAGCAAGUCGGGAGUCAUGAGCACAGGUGUGAAGAAGCCUCCAUUAGCUCCCAAACCUAAACUCCCUGCCACCACCAAACCCUCUCCCCCACCCAUCGCCCCCAAACCGGGUCUUCCCUCCCCUCCAUCCGUCUCCCAACCCUCCCCAGCUACUCUCAAGAGGGCUAAACCGGCUGUUGCCCCCAAACCUUGCAUUCCCAAACCCUCUGCCUCGUCUCCCCCCGUUUCACCCCCGCCACCCAAGCCCAGCGACCCCUUCACCCUAACGCGGGAGCGGCAGGAAGCUUUGGGCGACGGCCUCUUACUCCUUAACUCCAAAAAUGGGAUUUUAUUGGAGGCAAACAAACGUAACUCGGAUUACAUAAUUCCGCCCUACUCCCGCGGGGCCCAGGAAGGCCCCCGGUGCCCGCGCCUGGAGAACGGAGACGCGCACGGAGAGCCGCUGCAGAAUGGGACUCCCGCGGGGGCGGGGCCGAGAGAGAGGGCGGGACCCCCCGAGGAGGCGGUCGCCGUAGAGAAGGGGGAAGGCGGGGGGACUGGCAAAAAGCCCAGGGACAAACCCCAAAGACAGAGGCACCUGGACCUGGGACGGGGGGGCGGGGAGGAGCAGGGCGCGCCGGAGACGGCGCGGCGUCGGGGAGGGGCCGCCGCCGAGCCCGACGCCGCGCAAGCGGACGCACGGACCUGUUCACCGGACUCCGCGGCGGCCCGUGAUGUUGCAGGCAGCAUCAUUGCGCCCCCGCCGAGCGUCCCUCCCCGCGAAUGUCCCGCGGGGUCCUUGCGGUUGGAAUGCGCCGGGCCCCUCAGCGAAGCAUCGUCCCCCCCCGGGCCUCACCCGGAUCUGCAGGUUCCCGCCGCCCCCAGUAAACCCCUCCCCGUCCCCCACCCGCGCAAACCUAAAAAGCCGGCCCUGGUGCGGCAGGACGGCGUGGAGCGCGGCGCCCGGGAUCAGCCGGCGGGGGAAUGGGAGCUCGAGGGGCGAGAGGACGAGGGCAACGCGGGAGGCGACGACCUCGCGCCCCCCCCGAAAGACUCCGGUUCGGGAGACGACGAGACCGGCGCACCGGUGCCCCCUCCCCGACAGACCUCCCUGUCGCCUCGCCUUCACAGACCGGCGAGGCACGUGCCCCCGCCUCUGAACAAAAACACCUCCCACUCCUUAGUCCUGCUCUCGCACGCCGACUCCAACAGCCACAAGAGGGGGGGGGCGGAGCAGCGCGUGGAGGAGGACGAGGAGGACGGGUACGGCGACUUCGAGCGCUACCCGAUAACUCACAGCCUCCCCAAGCAGAUCAAGCUCGGCUGUCACCCGCCGCUGGCUCACGCCAGGAAGGGCGCCCCCGCCGAGGACCAGCGGGCGCCGCGGGCGCCGCCCAGGAAACCCCAGCGACACAGCCUGCCGACGCCGCCCCCGCCCUCCGCCUGCCCCCCCGCACCGCCGCACGCCAACACCCCGAUGAGGGAGCUGCCCGCGCCCCCUCAGGAGAAGGCCGCCUGGCGCUUCUCCCGACCCUCCGUGACCUUCUUCAGCCGGCAGGCGCCCUCCAGGAGCAGCGUGCCGCCAAAGGGCCGGGCCCCGGCGCUGGGGGGCAAGCAGCGGGCGCAGUCCUUCUCCGCGGCCGACCUGGUGACGCGGGCCGACUCCCAGAAGAGGAGCCUCUCCUUCAGGAAGCUGCUGGAGCUCCGGCUGUCCGUCAAGAUGCUGCCAAAGCUGCUGGCCAAGGGUAGCCAGUCCCUGGACGGCACCGGCGUGGACUCCGGCCCGGGGGGGAGGAGCCUGCAGCGGCCCAGUAGCUGCGUGGUGGAGGCGGACAUUCGCAGCGAGUACGGCGAGGAGCCGGUGGAGUACGAGAACGUCCCCCUGUACGAGGAGAUCCCCGAGUACAUGAACCUGCCGUUUCACGGCGCCAGGCCGGGCUGGUCACAUGACCCCGACGGAGAGGAUUCGGACAUCUACGAAGUGCAGGAUCCGUACCACAGGGGCUACGAGCACGAGUACGAGAGCGGCUGGCUGGGGCAGGACGUCCACUCCGAGGAGGAGGAGGAGAUCCACAGCUCAGAUGAAGAGGACGACAGCUCCACCUCCAGCAAGGAGCACCUGGAUGUGGCAGACCGACAGCAGGAGGACGAGGUGAAGAGGAAGAAGGUGGUGCACAUCGCGCAGGAGAUCAUGAGCUCCGAGAAAGUCUUUGUGGACGUCCUGAAACUUCUUCACAUAGACUUUCGGGAUGCUGUUGCCAAGGCGACCCGUCAGAAUGGGAAAGCGGUGGUGGACGAUCGCAUCCUCAGCCAGAUCCUGUACUACCUGCCACAGCUGUACCAGCUCAACAGAGACCUGCUGAGGGAGCUGGAGGAGCGGGUGGCACACUGGACGGAUCACCAGAGACUGUCGGACAUCUUCGUCCAGAAGGGUCCUUACCUGAAGAUGUACUCCACCUACAUCCGCCAGUUUGACAACAACGUGGCUCUGUUAGACGAGCAGUGCCGGAAAAACGCUGCGUUCGCCGCUGUCGUCCGAGAGUUUGAGAUGAGUCCACGAUGUGCCAGUCUGGCUCUGAAACACUACCUGCUGAAACCCGUGCAGAGGAUCCCUCAGUACCAGCUGCUGCUCACAGAUUAUCUGAAGAACCUUCCAGAGGACUCAGAGGACUACAAAGACACACAAGCGGCCCUCGGCGUCGUCAAAGAAGUGGCCAACCACGCCAAUGACAUCAUGAAACAAGGGGAUAACUUCCAGAAGCUGAUGCAGAUUCAGUACAGCCUCAACGGACAGCAUGAGAUCGUUCAGCCGGGACGGGUGUUUCUGAAGGAGGGCACUCUGAUGAAGCUGUCCAGGAAAGUCAUGCAGCCUCGCAUGUUCUUUCUGUUCAACGACGCACUCAUGUACACCACUCCGGUCCAGUCAAGCCAGUACAAACUCAUCAGUGUCCUCUCUCUGGCUGGGAUGAAGGUGAGUAAACCGAGCCAGGAGGCCUAUCAGAACGAGCUGAACAUCGAAAGCGUGGAGCGCUCCUUCAUCCUGUCGGCCGGCUCGGCUACGGAGAGGGACGAGUGGCUGGAGGCCAUCGCCAAGGCCAUCGACGACUACACCAAGAAGAAGAUCACCUUCACGUCGAGUCGAAGUCAGGAGGAGGCGGAGGGCGUGGUGGACACGGGGGCCCCGCUGGGUUCUAAGGCUCCCAUCUGGAUCCCGGACCUGAGGGCCACCAUGUGCAUGAUCUGCACCUGUGAGUUCACCCUCACCUGGAGGAGGCAUCACUGCCGCGCCUGUGGAAGGGUGGUGUGUCAGGCGUGCUCCGCCAAUAAGUACUACCUGGAGUACUUGAAGAACCAACCGGCACGAGUGUGUGACCACUGCUUUGCCAAACUGCAGGAGAAUAGUGACCGCUGUGCUUCAACGUCUGUUUCUCCCAUCAAACCUGGAGCUUUCUCCUUCACCAGAAAACAGAAGAAGAUUCCCGCUGCACUAAAAGAGGUGUCCGCCAACACCGAGAACUCCUCCAUGAGCGGCUACCUGAACCGCUCGAAAGGCAACAAGAAGCAGUGGAAGCGGCUGUGGUUCGUCAUCAAGAACAAAGUCCUGUACACCUACGCUGCCAGCGAGGAUGUCGCAGCGUUGGAGAGUCAGCCUCUGCUGGGCUUCUUCCUGAGGGAGGAGAAGAACGGCCCGGCCCAGAAGAUGCAGUUCAAGCUGUACCACAAGAACACGCUGUUUUACAUCUUCAAAGCCGACGACAUCCCCACCGCUCAGAGAUGGAUCGAAGCCUUCCAAGAGGCGAUGAUUCUUGAACAGUAACGUCCGCUCUGCAGCAGGGAAGUCACAGCGCGGCAACCCGGAGACAACUCACAACCCCGGGCUGAUCUCAGGUCAGGGGUCACCAGCUCAGGAAGGACUCUGGAAGGGUUGUUUACUUCAGACACAAAAGAAUACACACACACACACACACACACUGCGUAACCCUCAAAGAACUGUAUUUGGUUUCUCUCAAACACCAACCGUAGCUGCUGAGGCUCGGCAGACGUCGGAGGGAAUCGUUUUUGUUGCAGCUGCGGGUCAAAGGUCAAGUCCAGAAGCGUGUCCGUGGAAGUGAGACAGAACAGGUGUCAGGAAUAUUUUAAGCCCUCGGAUUUCCCGAGGAAUUUUUUUCGAAUAAUCUUAACUGCAAACGGAUGAAGGAAUUACUUUUUGUGGGAAACACAAAACUGCCCGCCUUCAUUUGAUCGAGUUGAAAUUUGCUAGUUUAUAAGCUGCUGUCAUAUCCAUGUUGAGGCAAAAUCUUAAGAUAGAAAUUAAAAAAUAAAUACACACAGAAUACAUAUUCUAACUUCAAGAUUUGUUACCUGAAUGACAAUGUUGUUUAAGAGUUUAAUGGUAUAACGAGGUGGGAUUUUACUGUGAAAAUCCGGCAGCGAAACAGGAAGUUGCUCUCAAGGUUGAUCUCUCUGGUUAAGAGAUUCUACUGGGUUUUUUGAUUUUACAUACAAAACAUUUUAAUAAUGGGUUGAAGCAACAACAUCCUGGAGAAAACUGGAAUUGUCAUGAAUAAUGUAGAUAUUUUUCAGUCAGUUUAAAAACAAUAUUUUGCCAUUUAAGCCCCAUUAGACAUGUUUGAUGGGUAAAACAGAAGGACAUAAAAGAGCAUCAUUGACAUUUUUUAUAUCAAAGCCGAGAGCUAAUAUUUAUGAAAUAGGAAGAUUUAUUGUUUUAAAGGCACAGGCUGCUGCUUAUUUUGGGAGAUGUUUUUUUUAAAGGAAAUAUGUUUCCAUCAGUUAUGUUUUUUUAAUUUGAAAGAAAAAUUCUUAACAGAUGAAAAGCAUUUUUUUUAUAAUGUACAAAGUAUGCACAAACUAUAUUUCUAAGGAAAUGCUCAAAGGAAAGAAAUUAUUUGGGAUUUUGAUGCUUGUUUAUGCAGACGUUGUGUCUUAUAUCUCCUGUUUAGAGAUGAAUUGCAAAAAUAUCGGUGCUUUGUCUGACACUAAAUAAGGACGUGCAUCCAGUUUGCUUGACUACUCACUUUCUAGCCAGGGUACUCCAGGUUGGUAGCUUUAAAACCAUCUUUCAGGUCUGUUUCCUCUCGAUUAGGUUGCUGUUUGUUGCCAUUCCAAGGUUUGGUAAAUGUUACAUCGGGGGAAACAGAAAUCCUGCCUUUCAUUUAGUGAAGGAAUAGAAAUAGGUCAAUUCUGCUUUAGAGCUAUUUGGAUGCUGUCGUCUUGAGACUUCAGAUUUGUGUUAGUGGGGUGUAAAUCUAGUAGUGGGGGGGGGGGGGGGGCGACCGAGCAUACGUAGCUUCAUGAUUGUUCAUUAACUGACUGGUUGUAAAUCUCUGCUCUCUGAGUUGGAGACUUCUAUAAACAAUGAUUUAUAAGCUGUCAGGCAACAGUUUUUAAGUAAAUAAAAA
Molecule: messenger RNA, 5648 nt
Organism: Pungitius pungitius (ninespine stickleback)
Lineage: Eukaryota; Metazoa; Chordata; Actinopteri; Perciformes; Gasterosteidae
Product: FYVE, RhoGEF and PH domain-containing protein 6
Exons: 21
Coding region: 266-4045 (1259 amino acids)
Cellular component (GO): cytoplasm
Molecular function (GO): metal ion binding; guanyl-nucleotide exchange factor activity
Source: RefSeq, a predicted model, not a curated record